AUGGCCAUCACCAACGCCAUCACCGACCUCAUCUCCUCCUUCCUCGAGCUCUUCUCCUCCCUCUUCCACACCGUCUUCGCCAUCACCAACUCGUUUGUCUCCGGCAUCCUCAGCCUCUUCAACGGCUUCUUCAUCUUCAUCGGCGACAUCUUCAAGGGUGUGUUUGACGUCGUAGGCGGCGUGGGCAGGUUCCUUGCCGGCAACAUUGUCAUCCUGGGUAUCAUCGCUGCUGCUGGGUAUGCAUAUGUCCGCUUUGCUGGUCAGCAGACGGGCCGGUCGGGGCGACCCGUUGCGAAUGGUGUCGGAAAGGGGUUGAAGACGCAGUAA
Messenger RNA from Podospora anserina S mat+, 327 nucleotides. RefSeq lists its product as uncharacterized. NCBI's taxonomy places the organism in Eukaryota, Fungi, Ascomycota, Sordariomycetes, Sordariales, Podosporaceae. The transcript has 2 exons. The record is from RefSeq and is a predicted model, not a curated record. The coding region runs from base 1 to 327 and encodes 108 amino acids.